Eleginops maclovinus (Patagonian blennie) is the source of this 3005-nucleotide messenger RNA. Its product is annotated as transcription factor-like 5 protein. The coding region runs from base 211 to 1461 and encodes 416 amino acids. The transcript is spliced from 7 exons. Gene Ontology annotation, molecular function: protein dimerization activity; RNA polymerase II cis-regulatory region sequence-specific DNA binding; DNA-binding transcription factor activity, RNA polymerase II-specific. Lineage: Eukaryota; Metazoa; Chordata; Actinopteri; Perciformes; Eleginopidae. Gene Ontology annotation, cellular component: nucleus. Gene Ontology annotation, biological process: regulation of DNA-templated transcription; spermatogenesis. The record is from RefSeq and is a predicted model, not a curated record.
GUGAAUGUACUUAAAUUACUUUGCAUCAAUGCUUGUACAACAUUGGAUUAUAGCCAUUAUAGCACUACGAAUAUUGACACCGUUUUUUCCAUCCGUAAAACAUAUGAUAAAUAAAAAUACAUAAACCGAGGCUUCAGCCGUGACAGCUCAGCCUCACAACGAGGUCGGUAGCCUACUAGCCAGCGUCCAUCUGUCAAUUAAAAGUGAAGUAUGUCUUCCCUCCAUGUAUCACCUUCAUCCAGAGAACACACCUUUGACCCUGUUGGGGAGAUUUUGAGCGAAAGUGAAUGUUUGACACAUGACCAUGGGCCCAUGUUGGGACCUGAGCUUGGCCUGAUGGAGUUGUCAGAGGUUGAAUAUACACACUUUCAGCAUCUUAUCCAGGCACAUGUGGAGGCACACAUUACCCCUUCAGAUUUGCCUUAUGCCAAGUCCCAUCCAAGUGCUACAGUGAUGGUUAAAGACACCACUGGAUCCAUAGCACUAUCCCCCUUAGCAGCCACUCAAGCUAUUGACCUAUCGACUUCAACUGAUGACCACAGUCUGGUGAUGCCAGGAGAAAAGACUCCAGCUUCUUAUGGAGAAGUCCCAGGUUUUGUGCUGGCCAGAGUCAGAGGUGAAGACAGCCAGAGUGAACCUUACUCUAACAGCAGCACAUUUUCACAGAACAGAUCCAUAUCUGCGGCUAGAGUUUGUUUGGAGAAGAGGUUUAACACCAUGUCUGCUAACACCCCAAGAUAUCAAGAUAUCAAGUCAGCAGUUCUUAGCAAUUUUUUGACAAUGCUGCAGCAGUCUGCUGAGGCUCAAGAUGCAGUCAAACACCCUCAAAUGCGGUUUGAUGUUUCCAGCCCAUUUGUUGGGGGUGAAUUUACCCCGAUCAACAACAUGUCUGAACAAGUGAUUGGCCAUAUUCCUCACAUGAUUGAACCUAACAAGCACCAGGGUUUAAUCAUCCCGAAGAGUUUCUCGAUUAAUUUUUGCUGUGAGAGAGUUGGUACAAAAUCUCAGUUCACCGAUGGCUGCAACUUAACAGAGGACCAGCUGUUGUUGAACAUAGAAAAUGAUGGAAAGGUUGCGUCGACUGAUCCAGAUUCUGCCGGAAAAUCAGGGAGCAGCACCAGGAAAAAAGCUCAACCUCAUAUGUCGCAUAUCCAGCGCAGGGAGCGACACAACAUUAAGGAGAGGGAACGCAGGAAGAGGAUCCGUUUGUACUGUGAUGAGCUGAACAUGCUGGUGCCAUUCUGUGAGUCAGAUACGGACAAGGUCACCACCCUGCAGUGGACCACUGCCUUCCUUAAAUACAUCAAUAAAACAUAUGGAGACACCUUUCAAGCGGAGUUUCAGAGGGCUUUCACGGAUGGGAAAGAACACUUUCUGAAAUCCAGUCCUUGUUCAGGCAACGACCCGAUCCGCCGGCAGAUGGACACGCUGCUGAGCAUCCCUCUUGCGGUAGAGCAAUGACCCUUCCCAUACUCAUCUAAAACAUCAGCCAGACCUUUGAGAUUAAUUCAACAUUCAAGCUAUGGUUGUGCCAUCAGUUCUGGCUAUGAGUUAGGUCAAUUUGUUUUAAACAACAAAAAGCAUCCUUUUGAGAGGAGCUCUUUCUCUGCUGCAUCACAAUGGUUGAGAUGGGGAAAGGUUUCCAGUCCCAGAACUUGUGACGCUCAAUCAGAAAAACCACACUGCAUCAGGAUGCUAUAUGAAUUAUUUUUUCCAACUUGAGAGCCAACAUUUGUAAAAAAGCUUUUCAUGUCACACACAGGGGGCACUGUUUCCCUUUGCAAACAGCAGAUAGCGCUGUAUUGACUAGAUUUCAGCCCAAGCUUUAACUAUCCGUGCAACUUUUUAUACACUUUAUUCAAGUGUAGUUCAUUUUUAUGGAAUUAAUUUCAAUUGGAAAAAUGUUCAUAGUGUAUAUUCAGUUCAGUUUUCUUGUUGACAUACAUUUGUUAUUUAAUCAUAUAUGUAAGUGUAAAUGCACUUACAUUCUUUCUUUUGCAUAUUAUUUAAAGUAUAUUUUGUAAAUUAAUGGGAUUACUUGAUUUCCAUUGUGUUAGCAUAUUACUCUGACAUGCAGACUGUUCAUUUGAUAUGUAGAGAAGAGUAAUCUUUUACUGAAAAGUGGCUUUAUUUGUUCUUUCUCACAACAUGUCGCUGUAGCAUCUUACUGUACAUACAACAGUCACCCACAAAUAAUAAAUAGUAUUUAAGGUCAUGUAUAUUUAAUAGUUACAGCACCGGUAGUACAUAGUGGAUGUGGUCAUUGUUGAUUAGCCCCAAAAAAAGACUGCUCCUAAGGUUCUUAAAUUUAUUUUACAAUGUCUGAUUUAUGCAUCCACAAGUAUUGUUGUUUUUGAUUCUCAAAUCUAGAGAAUCAACUUCACAUGUCAUUUAAAAAUACAAACAAAGAAGCUGUAGAAAAAAAAAAACAAGACUAUCAAAAGGUAAACGUUUUUGCAUUAAUCUACACAAUUUCUGGGCACCUGGGUAUUUGUGUUUUUUAUUCCUUUUACAAUACAUACAAGGCUCCUUGACAGAAGCUUUUUGCCUCUGCCGCCUAUUUCCAUAUUUUACAUGUUAGCUUGUAUGUUGAGGUAACACCUGUGAUUGACAUUAAUGGGCAAUGAUACAUGCACAUUCACUUCAGAGCCAGUCACUGUUGUUUUAGAGUCAUCUGCAGAAAAAUGUUAACCAAGGUAAUGGGGGCAUGGAAAUAGCAUGUACAACGUUUUUAUACACAAAAGGACUCUUCGUUCUCUUCCAGUUGUCAAGUCUUGUUAUGUGAUACUGUAGUAUUUGGAGCACUGCUGUUGUUCUCUUGGACUCUUCUUGGCCUCUGUCCACUUCGUUUCUGGAUGUUAUCUUGAUGUUUUUGUCUCUCAGUUGCUCUGGUUUUCAUCUCACUCCUCGGAUGUUCUUCCACUCCUCUCAAAAUAUCACACCUGUUUGAUGUUACUCUUCCCAUCUUGUGAUAAAGGUAUUUUAAUAAAGAGGACAUUUUUGUC